CUUUCCCUUUCCAAUAUGGCGGCGCCGCUGCGCUUUGGGAUCGUUCUCGCGAUAUUUGGCUGUCAAUCUCGGAUCGGUCUGACUGCGCAAUAUUUUACACACUGUUGACAGCUCAGGAAACGCGAGGAGUUUCGCUGUGGUUUGGUGUGGUGUUCAGAUUGAGAGAUGGUUUGCAUUCCCUGUAUUGUGAUUCCUGUCCUGCUGUGGGUGUACAAGCGCUUCCUGGAGCCCUACAUCUAUCCCAUCAUCAGUCCCAUCAUCAGACGCUUCUGGAACAACGCAGCGGUGGAUCAGACAGCAGCUAAUACCACAGAUAAACACAAAACAGCUGAAUGCAAUGGAACAGCGAACGGCUCCACAGCCAACGGACCGAAGACAGUGGCCGAUAAAAAAGCCGACUGACAGGCAUCAUGGCUUAACCGUCUCCUGAAUUUUAUUCAUCUUUGCAGAUAUCAGCUUUUGAUUAGGCUUUCUUUUUUGUAAUUUUCAGUAAAUUGCAGCUGUUACACAGAUCAGUAAGAUACACAUUCACACACACAAACUGAUUCUAUUUAAAACAAACAUCACUUGACAUGAAGUGCAUUAAAAUGUUAAGAUAUUAAUAUAUAGAUUUUGUUUUCAUAAUUCCCUGAUCGUGUUUUAGUUAUAGACUAGUUUGAAUCUUCUACCGCAGAUUUACAGCAGAAUUACUAUGUAUAAGUUGCAAAACUUAAUGUGAAAAUAAAAAUGUGAUACUUUUAUCCUUGAGGUCUGUG
Molecule: messenger RNA, 755 nt
Organism: Triplophysa rosa
Lineage: Eukaryota; Metazoa; Chordata; Actinopteri; Cypriniformes; Nemacheilidae
Gene: c21h18orf32
Product: UPF0729 protein C18orf32 homolog
Exons: 3
Coding region: 166-402 (78 amino acids)
Biological process (GO): positive regulation of canonical NF-kappaB signal transduction
Source: RefSeq, a predicted model, not a curated record